CCUGGCAGGGCCGGCACAGACUGGCACCACUAGCCAACAUGAGGACUGCGUGGCUCUGCGCCCUGAUGCUGCUCAUUCACUGCACCAACUGCGUCAUUGUGCAGGACGGAGAUUUCACCUUCAGUCUGGAGGAGGUUCUGAAGCUGAAGGAGGUUUUGGACCAGAAGUCGGUACCUGAGAGCCGAGUAAAGAGGGAAAUAUCCCAAUCUGCUGUGCAGCAAGCCUGUGCCAACCCCGAGCUGCCCCGAGCCUUCCUGCCCGUCUGUGCCAACCCCGAUGCCCAAGGGGUCUUCUACAGAUUAGAACGCAUUGCCUCGGAGCCGGAUGUGUGUGACGUUUGUGCCUUUGCUGCCUGCUCCGGAUGCUGAAGUCGCCCCGACAUAUUGCCCCCCCCAUGAUGGGUUCCGACACCACCUUUUGUUUUCUCCAAUCCUUAAAGAUUGAGCUGAUUGUACAGCCGGGGGGGGGCAGAGUGACCCCAAACCUCUGUGUGAGGGCGUGGCCCCAUCAUAUGGCAGAAUUAGCUCCUCCCUCCAGCUCACGGGGCGUUCCCCAGCACACUGGCGUCUGGUCACAUGACAGGAAUAUGUGCCAAUCAGUGACUGCCGAUCUCACUAGGACUAAUAAUGUAUAAAUAAAACUGUGUUUUAAAGGGUAAGUUGAUUAUUAUUGAUCAGUAAUUGAUCCCUUCAGUCUCAGCUGAAUAAAUACUAUUUUAUGAUAAGUAAAACAAUCUAAAAAUAAACCUUCAAAGUGUC
Xenopus tropicalis (tropical clawed frog) is the source of this 758-nucleotide messenger RNA. RefSeq names its product guanylin-like (gene guca2a). The record is from RefSeq and is a predicted model, not a curated record. Gene Ontology annotation, molecular function: guanylate cyclase activator activity. The coding region runs from base 39 to 368 and encodes 109 amino acids. Lineage: Eukaryota; Metazoa; Chordata; Amphibia; Anura; Pipidae. Gene Ontology annotation, cellular component: extracellular region. The transcript has 3 exons.